AAACAAAUACUCGAGGACUUCAAAUAUAAUUACAUUUCCCGCCGCAACUACACUAGCAUGCUAUUCCGCCACAUACUCCUCCACCACAGCCGCCGUUUCUCCUCCUCUGCUGCAAUAACUCCUCCCUUAAUCACUCCUACACUCCUCAAACAAUGCAAUUCAGUUUCUCAGGUAAACCUUAUCCACCAACAAACACUUGUCCAAGGCCUCAUUACCCAUUUCUCCACCAAUCUCAUUUCCACUUACAUUGCUAUCAGCUCUCCUUCCCAUGCCCUCUCCCUCCUCCAAAACCUCACUCCCUCUCCUUCCGCUGUCUACUUCUGGAAUGCACUGAUUCGCUAUUCCAUCCGACCCGGACUUUUGAACCAUGCCUUUGCUCUUUUCCGUAACAUGUGGAGACUGGGCUGGACUCCUGAUAAUUAUACUUUUCCUUUGGUUUUUAAGGCUUGUGGGGAUUUAAUGUGUUGUAGACUUGGUGCUUCGAUUCAUGGUGUUGUUUUUUCAACCGGGUUUGAGUCUAAUGUGUUUGUUUGUAAUGCUAUUGUGGCGAUGUAUGGAAGGUGUGGUGAAUUAGACUGUGCGCGCAAACUGUUUGAUGAAAUGUGUGAGAGAAGGGUGUAUGAUUUGGUUUCGUGGAAUUCGAUUGUCGCUGUUUAUGUGCAAAGAGGGGAUUGUAAGAAUGCGUUGAGGUUGUUUGAUAGAAUGUGUAAACUGGGUGAUAUUGAUAUGAGGCCGGAUGUUGUUAGUCUUGUGAAUGUGCUUCCUGCUUGCGCAUCGAUGGGUGCGUGGUUGCAUGGUAAAGCAGUGCAUGGUAUUGCAGUGAGGAGUGGGUCGUUUGAGGAUUUGUUUGUGGGUAAUGCUUUGGUGGAUAUGUAUGCGAAGUGUGGAAUGGUGGAUGAGGCAAGCAAGGUUUUUGACAGGAUUAAGGAGAAGGAUGUGGUAUCUUGGAAUGCUAUGGUUAAUGGGUAUUCACAGAUUGGUAGGUUUGAGGAUGCUCUUGGUUUGUUUGAGAAGAUGAGGAAGGAGAAUAUUGAGUUGAAUGUUGUGUCUUGGAGUGCUGUUAUUGCAGGAUUUGCACAGAGAGGACUUGGGUGUGAAACUUUGGAUGUGUUUCGGGAAAUGCAAGUUUGUGGGUCGAAGCCAAAUGAGGUUACCCUUGUGUCUCUUCUUUCUGGUUGUGCAUCGGUUGGAGCAUUGCUUCAUGGGAAGGAGACUCAUUGUUAUGCCAUAAAAUGCAUGUUGAACUUUGAGGGGAGUGAUCUUGAGGAUGAUCUUAUGGUGAUUAAUGCUUUAAUUGACAUGUAUGCAAAGUGCAAAAGUAUCAAUGUGGCACGCACCAUGUUUGAUUCCAUAGAACCAAAGGAUAAGGAUGUGGUAAGUUGGACUGUUAUGAUUGGUGGAUAUGCCCAGCAUGGUGAAGCCAAUGACGCAUUGGAAUUGUUUUCCUGGAUGUUCAAACAGGAUGCAUUAGUAAAGCCGAAUUGCUUCACCAUAUCUUGUGCCCUAAUUGCAUGUGCUCGUUUGGCUGCACUGAGGCUUGGUAGACAAAUUCAUGCUUACAUAUUACGCAAUCAUUUUGACUCUGCCUUUCUUUAUGUGGCCAAUUGUCUCAUUGAUAUGUAUGCAAAAUCUGGAGAUAUUGAUGUAGCUAGAUUUGUGUUUGACAAUUUGAAGCAGAAGAAUUUUGUUUCUUGGACAUCCCUAAUGACAGGUUAUGGUAUGCAUGGCCGUGGUAAAGAAGCUCUUGAGGUUUUUGACGAGAUGAGGAGAGUGGGCCCUCAGCCUGAUGGUGUAACCUUGCUUGUUGUGCUCUAUGCUUGCAGCCAUUCAGGAAUGAUUGAUCAGGGGAUUAAAUUUUUUAACAGCAUGAGCAAGGAAUUUGGGCUUAUUCCUGGUCAAGAACACUAUGCUUGCAUGGUUGAUCUACUGGGCCGUGCUGGUCGCUUAAAUGAAGCUAUGGAGCUUAUUGAAGGUAUGCAAAUGGAACCAAGCUCAAUAGUGUGGGUGGCAUUGCUUAGUGGCUGCAGGAUCCAUGCAAAUGUGGAAUUAGGGGAACAUGCUGCAAAGCAACUGUUGGAAUUGAACUCAGAAAAUGAUGGAUCUUAUACCCUUCUUUCAAACAUAUAUGCCAAUGCCAGGCGCUGGAAAGAUGUGGCCAGGGUCCGAUCUUUGAUGAAAAAUAGUGGAAUUAGGAAGAGACCUGGCUGCAGUUGGGUCCAGGGAAAGAAAGGCACUACAACCUUCUAUGUUGCAGACAAGACUCAUCCACAGUCAAAGCAGAUAUAUGAAAUCCUGAGAAGUCUGACUCAACGGAUUAAAGUCCUUGGAUAUGUUCCAGAGACCAGCUUUGCACUUCAUGAUGUGGAUGAUGAAGAGAAAGUUGAUCUUCUUUUUGAACAUAGUGAGAAGUUGGCCCUUGCCUAUGGCAUCUUAAUAUCAACUCCAGGGGCACCCAUCCGAAUCACCAAGAACUUGCGUGUCUGUGGAGAUUGCCACAAUGCCAUUACCUACAUAUCCAUGAUCAUUGACCAUGAAAUCAUAUUGAGAGACUCAAGCCGCUUCCAUCAUUUCAAGAAAGGGUCUUGCUCCUGCAGAGGUUAUUGGUGAUGCUGGAAUUAUAGAUGUACAGUCAACUUUUUCCCCUUUCGAGAACUACAAGAGGGAACAAUCAUAUAGAUACCGGACGCACUCCCAUUGAUUAGAAGCAGCAGCUCCAAGUCAACUGGAUUGAUGGAAAAAGUUGCUUAAAUAACAAAACAAGAUUCAAAUGGGAGUGAGCAAAGCAGAAAGUCCUUUUCAGCUCAGCAGCAGCAAAACAGUGAAGCAAGGGCUCUCCCUAGCAGCUGCAACAUUGUACCCAGCAGAGAAAAGGAUAAACACAGAGAGGCGUUAAGAAAACAAGAAAUAAACCAAAUUAACAGUCUUUUUUGUCUAAGAUUAAAAAUGUUCACAGUUACCCUAUAAUAAAAUCAAAUCUACGGUGGAAUGAUCGUCACGAGAAUGGAACUUGCAUAUAAUGCUGAUUUUCAAUCUAAUUUGGAGAAGUUGGGAAUCUGCAUGUCUCUCAGGGAAUGGUUGACCUCUGCUCAUUCAUUUUUUGCAGCACUUUGCACUCCAUGCAUGAAAUGAAAGACCUUAUCAACUUGUAUCCAUACUUGCAGUGGUUGCAGAGAAUUAACCUGUCCCCAACUCUAUGUAAAAGAAUUUUGGGAGGAUGAAGAUGAACCUGCAUCUGUGUCGAUGCUCUUUUUGUUCCUGAAAUUAGCAGUUACUCAGCUUAUUUGCAGAAUCCAUAUGUGAUUAGCUAUAUUCAGUUCAUACCAUAUUUAUUAAAUCCGGGACGGCCCGGCAAGUCAACUCGGGACUAGGUCGACCCGGGGACUGAACCGGUCCGGAUUUGUCAAAAGACUAGCCGGUACAACGACCUGGUCAAACCUGGUCGACCUGAUAGGUCAACCCAUGACUCGGCCAAACCCUGUCAACCUUACUCAACUUAUUUGCAGAAUCCAUAUGUGAUUAGCUAUAUUCAGUUCA
Populus nigra (black poplar) is the source of this 3534-nucleotide messenger RNA. Its product is annotated as pentatricopeptide repeat-containing protein At5g16860. NCBI's taxonomy places the organism in Eukaryota, Viridiplantae, Streptophyta, Magnoliopsida, Malpighiales, Salicaceae. The transcript is spliced from 4 exons. The record is from RefSeq and is a predicted model, not a curated record. Gene Ontology annotation, molecular function: zinc ion binding; protein binding; RNA binding. Gene Ontology annotation, biological process: RNA modification. Bases 58 to 2607 code for a protein of 849 amino acids.